Messenger RNA from Benincasa hispida (wax gourd), 1403 nucleotides. Its product is annotated as GDSL-like Lipase/Acylhydrolase superfamily protein. The record is from RefSeq and is a predicted model, not a curated record. Gene Ontology annotation, molecular function: hydrolase activity, acting on ester bonds. Lineage: Eukaryota; Viridiplantae; Streptophyta; Magnoliopsida; Cucurbitales; Cucurbitaceae.
AUCCAACAUCAACAUUCCUCAUCAACCAUGAAUUCCUCUGUACCAUCACUCUGUUUUCUGAUAUUCACUCUGUUUUCAGCCGCCGCCAUUCAGCUCUGCCACUGCAAGACAGUGCAGUUCAUUUUCGGCGACUCGCUGUCCGACGUCGGAAAUAAUAUUUACCUUUCAAGAAGCCUUGCUCAGGCAAACUUGCCCUGGUACGGCAUUGAUUUUGGCAAUGGACUCCCUAAUGGAAGGUUUAGCAAUGGCCGCACUGUUGCUGACAUUAUUGGUGAUGAAAUGGGUCUUCCCAGACCACCAGCUUUUCUUGAUCCCUCCUUAACUGAAGAUGUAAUUCUAGAAAAUGGAGUGAAUUAUGCUUCUGGAGGUGGAGGAAUCUUGAACGAAACUGGAGGAUACUUUAUUCAACGAUUUGGUCUGUACAAACAAAUUCAGCUGUUUCGAGGCACACAAGAAUUAAUCAAAGCAAAAAUAGGGAAAGAAAAGGCCAAGGAAUUCUUCGAAGAGGCUCGAUAUGUUGUGGCUUUGGGAAGCAAUGACUUCAUAAACAACUAUCUCAUGCCGGUUUACUCUGAUUCUUGGAAAUACAACGAUCAAGGCUUUGUCACUUAUUUGAUGGAAACGCUUCGGGAUCAACUCAAGUUAUUGUAUGGGAUGGGAGCAAGGCAGUUGAUGGUCUUUGGGCUGGGACCAAUGGGCUGCAUUCCUUUACAAAGGGUGCUGAGUUUGUCGGGAGACUGCCAAGAGAGAACCAACAAUUUGGCCCUUAGCUUCAACAAAGCGGCUAGUAAUCUUCUCGAUGGAUUGGCCAACAGACUUCCAAAUGCCACCUAUAAAUUUGGAGAUGCUUAUGAUGUUGUCGCUGAUGUUAUUAGCAACCCCGGAAAAUAUGGCUUUAAUAACUCGGAUUCGCCGUGUUGCUCGUUCGGGAGGAUCCGACCUGCCCUUACCUGUGUUCCGGCGUCGGUGUUGUGCAAAGACAGAAGCAAAUAUGUAUUUUGGGAUGAGUACCACCCUUCCGACAAGGCUAACGAGUUGAUUGCUAAUGAACUCAUUAAGAAAUUCGGGUUUUUGAGAGUUAAUCAACCCGGAGCUCCGUCGCCCGCCCCUGAAUCCGAUCCGAAUUCGGCCCCAGCUGCGGCUGCGGAUCCAUCUCCUCCUCCAUUCAUUUCUCCAUCCCCAAACUGACUUCCAUCUCUCCUCUUUUAUUUGGAGAAUUUUGUGUUUAAGUUUAAUAAUAAUUCUAAUAAUUAAUUCUAAUGCCACUUUACUGUACUCUGUUUGAGACUUCAAAUUAACAUCUCAAUUAUGAGCCUACACAUUGCUAGACAUGUGUCAUUGUUUCAUUAUCUUUCAAUUUUUUUUUCUUUUCUAGUACAUUAAACCUUUCUUCACAUGCUGUA